UGUACCGCUUGACCCCCAGCCCUGACUCCCAUUUAUCUCAAUCGGUACUAUCUAAACAGUUUAUAUCGCCCUGUUCCUUUCACCCGUGUUCUUAAAGCCCGCUCAAUUCCGUACAUUUAACCCACGCUCAUUGCGCUAUUUUUCUUGUGUUAGUUUUUCGAUACAAUCUCGGGCAUUUAGUCAUCAUCAGUUUCUCGAUUGAAACACGUCGGUACCAAUGGAGGUUUGAGAGUCAUUUCGAAUGUCUCCUUGGCUGGAAGAAAUGAGAGUCCCUCGGAUGGUUUAAUGGUGUAUACCAGUGACUACAACCGCGUGGUCUGUCUGCUGAGGUUGUUCGUCCAACAAUGGGGGAUGACGUUCGUCUAGCCCCUCGCCAGAUAUGGGCGCAACCGACAACUUCCUCCACUAAGUCUUACCAACCUGGAUGUACUCCAUUCGUACUUCCCAGUGAAGGUUAUCUAUAUUUGAAUCGCUCCUAUUCGAUAAGUCUUUCUGAAAAUGCCGUCUUUGAGCCUGUUUGUACGAGUACGGCGACCGAGUCGAGAGGUCCAAUCCCAAUGCUCGAUACUCGUGACCCCUUUUACGCUUCGGUGACUCCACAGCUAUACGCUAUCGGUUGCGCAACAGUAGUUAGCUAUCUUCUCGUGAUCAUCCUUCUUAUAACGCCGCGUACAUUUUAUGUUGGUGGGCCGGGUGGUGGUGCCAACUUCCUGGGCCGUCAUGGCAUGAUCAGCGGUUCUUAUAGUGGUAAUUCCUCGGUUGUGGGAGUUGGUGGCCGGCCAUGGUUGCAAAAAGUGGCUGCGCUGCUGGUUGCUAUAUCACUAACUAUUGCGACUGCUGAUUCAUUCAAGGUGGCUGAGGACCAGUAUAACCACGGCUACUCUGAUGCUGACGCACUGGCCUCGGAAGUUAUCGAUGGCAUGGAAAUUCGCGUUAUUAGAGUUAUCUCCAGCACCUUUCUAUGGCUUGCCCAGGUUCAGACCCUGAUUCGACUCUUCCCCCGGCACAAAGAAAAAGUCAUGAUUAAGUGGGCCGGGUUCGCUUUGAUAGUACUGGAUACAAUAUUCAGUAUCUUGGAUAAAUUUCUGGUCCAGACCAACACUACAAGACCCCGUUUAUAUGAAGACGCAAUACCUGCUCUCAGUUAUCUUUUCGAGCUUGCGCUCAACUUGCUCUAUGCGGCAUGGGUUAUCUUCUAUUCCCUGUCUAAACAUCGUUUCGCGUUCUUCCAUCCGAAGAUGCGGAAUAUCUGCCUGGUCGCCCUUUUAUCCUUGUGCGCGGUUUUAAUACCUGUUGUGUUUUUUGUUCUGGAUAUCGCAAAGCCUGAGGUCGCCGGAUGGGGUACAUACAUCCGGUGGGUUGGAUCGGCGGCGGCUAGUGUUGUGGUUUGGGAGUGGGUAGAACGCAUUGAAGCAUUAGAACGAGAUGAGAGGAAGGAUGGGAUCCUUGGCAGGGAGAUUUUCGAUGGGGAUGAAAUGCUUGAAGUGACCCCUUCCGAAGAAGUCGAUUGGCCCCGUCAAAACAACGGGAAUGAUAGAGGAGGCACAGGUACAUCUUCAGGAUGGGGAGGAAUGAUGGGGUUGACUCAACGUCCGUUACGCACUCGAGUUAGUCAUCCUGGGGGCCGUAACCGACAAUCUCGUGCUGAUGCACAACACUCCACCGUCUUGAAUGACCCUCGUCACCGGGCACCAGCCCGGCCUACCCCACCACCCGCCGCUAUCACGCCUGUCAGCCGGGCCGAUACGACAAGUGCUGCCAGUACUGUGUACAAUGUCCAUUACCAUCCUGUCUCCAGCCCUACCCCGCCCGUUGCGAUGCCGCAUAUGGAGGAAGAAAACGAGGCUGACGAAUAUGACGAUCUUGCUGCUAAAGAAUUGGAUACAGCUGUAGAAGAGCAUCGAAUUAGUUCGGUCCAUCAGCGUAUCUCAGCAGAGCCGACUAGAGAAGAAUCUCCGCAGGUCAUUAAUGUGGAUGAUCGGUGGCGCACUAUCCUUAAUCCCUUCCGGCGCAGGCGCGCGUCUCUCCCUAGAGAAGUCGCUUCAGCACAAGCGGAAGAGGAACAGGACCCUGCUGGAGAGGGAGAUGGGCUGUACCGGGGGGAGGCUAGCGAGCAGGAUUCCUCGCGACCUGUGAGAAAUCGCCUAUUCGCGUUUAAUCGGGGACCGAGGCCAGGGUCUGGACGUCAAGGUUCUGAUACCCCGCUACCGGUUACGGUCAUUCCCGCCAGGCGUCGAGGCCAGCACACAUGGUCACCCGAGUGGUUUACAGAUUCCAGUCUUCUGGAACCAUCCCCAGGUCAGCGUGCCCGGCCCAAUCGCCCUGACUUGCCGGUGAGGGUCAUUCAACCACAAGGUCGAACAGCUGCCCCUUGGGCAACGCCCAACGAGGGAGAGUUUGGUUACGGAAACUAUGAAUUACGGUAUGACCCGGAAGCGGCGGCUCUGGUCGGAUCCGUUGAUUCUCAAUCCUAUCCGCCGUCGGCUAAUCACGUUUACCACGAUACCCAUGUCGAUCCCGAACGGCACUCGGUUUCAGAGAUGCAUCAGCAAGCUCGGUCACCCGAGGGGCUGCAAUCACCACAAGAUCCGCAGCCUACCAAUUCACCGGACAGCAGUACGUUUAUCGGUGAAGACUCGAGGCCUCCUCGACAAGGGAAUUGAAGUCCAGCUUGUUGGUCCGAAUGCAUAAUGACCCGUUACCGUCUGUUUUCUUUGUCCUUACAUUAAUCUUUGGUCUAUUCUUGGUUUAGCGGGAGUAUCGCAGGAUGUCUGGGAUCUACUGGGGUCUUACUGUUUUUUAAAGGGCAUUUUCUUCCUUUAUUCUAUCUUCUUUCAUUCCUCGUUUUCUACUUCAUCGGGACUGGUCAGGCUGUUUAAAUGCGGUGUUGGGAAGAGUCCAUGAUCAAAGACACUGCACUGCGUUCCACUACCAUGUAGUGGCGACAAGGGAAAGGGGUUUGGUGUGUAAAAGAUACCCAUGGGAUUUAUGUAUCAAGAUAUAGUUACUAACAUAUAUGCUGUAUAUAUUAAUUAUGAACCCAUUUCGUCGUCAGGUUGGGGAUGUCG
Messenger RNA from Aspergillus alliaceus, 3068 nucleotides. RefSeq names its product PalH/RIM21 family protein. Bases 345 to 2663 code for a protein of 772 amino acids. NCBI's taxonomy places the organism in Eukaryota, Fungi, Ascomycota, Eurotiomycetes, Eurotiales, Aspergillaceae. Gene Ontology annotation, cellular component: plasma membrane. The record is from RefSeq and is a predicted model, not a curated record. The transcript is spliced from 2 exons. Gene Ontology annotation, biological process: cellular response to pH.